ACCUCUAGUCUAAGUUUACCGUUGUUUUUUUCGCUGGACGCCAAAAAGUGAUCGUUGCAAAAGAUUAGUUGAAGCCACUUAAAGUUUAAACCCAAAAUGGCGGGGGCGAGGAAAAGAGCUGGCUCGCAAAUCGUGAGUGCGGUUCGGCCAAAAUCGCCAAGAAAAAGUACAGUCGCCGAAUCUUUGGGUACUCAAAUCCCCAAGGAGAACUUUGGGGACGCUAAAAGGACCCAAAUACAAGAAAAACCCCCACCACUUGAAAAAGUUUUCAAGAAAAGGGACGUUCAAAGGGUACCCCGCUGUGAGACACCAAUAAAUAAACCACCAAAAAGUCCAAAACCUGAAGUUAAACCUUUGGAAAAACCAACUCCCUCUAUCCCCGUGAAGUCCCCGAAAAAAAAGUUCAAGAAGUUGCCCAAAACACCGGAAAUGUUGUGGAAAGACAUCAAGAAUUUGUCUCCUGGUACUGGGGCAAUUCUAGAUUGUUUUAUGAAGCAGCACAACGAAUCACUCUCAAAUUUGAAAAGGCGAGACUCCAUGACUAGCAAGAAAAUGCGGGAAAUCACCAUGGACGCUUUGAAAAAAAAUACGGAAAAUGUUAGCCUGAACAAAAAGUUGGCUAACACCCAGCUGGAGCUGACCCAUUUGAAGAAGGAACUGGCGGACCAGAUGGAAAAGAACACGGAGAACAUCAAUAAAUUUAAAAAGAUCAAUCAAAAGUUUACCGAGUGCGAGAAAAACUACGAUAAGGAGCUGGGAAUCAUAAAAGCUUGCGUGGAGAUGAAAAACUCCGAAGUUAAAGCCGCCCAAUCUCGAAUUGGAGAACAGGAUCGCGAGCUGAAAAAUAUGCAACAAACCAAUCGCGAAUUGGCUGGCGCCAUGAGUAACUAUAAAUUGGAAAUGGAAAAGGCCCAAAUGAAUAACUCUGAGAUUCUGGCGCACCUUACUGAACUGACGCAGGCAUACGAUGCCCUCAAGCAUCAAUUUAGUGAUUUGAGUGCACAAAAGGAUAUUUGUGAGGCAAACAUUGUACAACUGAGCACCGAGUUAAACGAUAAAAUGGUUACCUGCGCCGAACUUGAAGAUCGCGUUGAACAGCUUCCCAUAGAAGCGAAUAAGGCUUUGUCAAAACUGCAAAAUGAGUUGGAAGCCAACCAAAUGCGCUGCCAGGAGCAGCAACGAUUGACCGAUCAAGCCGAAAAAGAGCUUGAACUAUCUCGAAACGAGAUUAAUACUUUGAAAACUCUUAUGGAGGAAAGGGAAAGAAGCCACAUUAACCUUACUGGUGAACACCAAAAAAUGACGGCUAGACUGGUCGAACUCGUUGAUAUCAACGAACAUUAUUCUAAGGAAUUGGCUGAUACUAAUUUAAAGCACUCUCAAGAUAUGAAGAAAGCAGCUUAUAAGCACGAGACCGCCAUUCGUGAGCUAAAAAGCCAAUUGGACAAGGCAUCUCUUGAUUUCACAAAGCUAAAGGACAGCAGUGAGGCACUACAAAAGGAAAAACUUCUGGAGGCCUCGCAACUCCAAGGAGAGAUUGAUGCUUUAAAGUUGCAUCGCAGUAAUGAGCAGGAGGUUAUAACAAAAUUGUCCAAUGAACUUGAAAUAAAAACUUACAGUUUUGAAGAAAAACUAAAGGUACAGCACGAUCAGCUUUCCAAUCGAAUGCAGGUCAUGAGGACCGAAUUUGAAACCGAGUCUCAGCGAGCUGCAGUGGAAAUUGAGAGACUUACAGUUGCCCUGCAGCAAAAGGAUGAAAGGUUCAAAACUCAACAGGAGAAGUUGCGAAGUCUUCUGACUGAUCAUGAUAAGCUAAAGGAUACUUUGGCCCAUCUUGAGGCUAAAAAUGAGAAAAUGGCUAAUGAAUUUUCUGCAUCUAAGUUUCAAUUAAGUCAAGAGCUAAAGACCCAGAAAGAUAACUUAAUGAAAAAGGUUUCCGGAUUGGAGCUCGAAAUUAAAAACAAAGAAGCCAAAAUGCUUGAAUUGGAACGGGACAAGAAUAAUGAAAUGGCCGUACUCCAGUUCAAAAUGAACCGUAUUAAUAGUGUAAUCGACCAACCAGUGACGACAAUAUCUAAACUCCCAGAACCCAAGGGGCUGUCCAAAACUCAAAGCAACCCGAAUAAGGUACAACCGGAAGAAUCCGAUGGUUUUCCGAGCUCUUCUUCAAAGAAGCGUACUGUUCGACGUCAUCGAAUUACUACCAUACAUGCAUCAGACUUCGAAAGUGAAGAUGACCUCCCUAUUGUAAAAGAACCCACUAGCGGAAAACGCCCCAAAUUAUCUGCAUUUGUUAAACCACAGGCGGAACCAGAUUUGUUUGACAUGCUGAAGAGGUCAAAUUAGUUAAGAAAACGUACUACGUUUUUGAAGUCAUAUUACCUUUUUAAUUUUCAAAUAAUACUGAAGAAUACUGAGUUCAGAAAUGAAUUCAGAACUUUCCAUUUCAUUUACAUCUAUUUCUUUAAAAACUUGUAUCUUCAAGUUAUUUCUAAGAACAUGAUUUCUUUUUCAUUGUCCUAACUUUCUUACAUUGUUGAAUUAAUAUUCUCAUAAAAAUAAUAGAUUAAGGUUCAAAACAAAAACAC
Messenger RNA from Drosophila suzukii, 2588 nucleotides. Lineage: Eukaryota; Metazoa; Arthropoda; Insecta; Diptera; Drosophilidae. The record is from RefSeq and is a predicted model, not a curated record.